Molecule: messenger RNA, 8519 nt
Organism: Anarrhichthys ocellatus (wolf-eel)
Lineage: Eukaryota; Metazoa; Chordata; Actinopteri; Perciformes; Anarhichadidae
Gene: slit2
Product: slit homolog 2 (Drosophila)
Exons: 36
Coding region: 785-5557 (1590 amino acids)
Biological process (GO): retinal ganglion cell axon guidance; negative regulation of cell growth; negative chemotaxis
Molecular function (GO): Roundabout binding; heparin binding; calcium ion binding
Source: RefSeq, a predicted model, not a curated record
CUAUCUCUCCCUAUCACACACUCUCGGGAGCAGCGCUUUGACGCACCACGCAGAGUUGGAUUAUAGUAUUGCGCGCUGGUCUUUCACGGGGCUUUUUUUUCUCCUCCCUCGCGCUGCCUAUACCGUUGCCACUGACCGGCUAUUGAUACAUGAUCGGAUCGAUCAACAUCUGUCCACCACGUUGACCUCUGCUGAGCUUCUUUUUUUUUUUUUGGUGGUGGGGAAACUAAGCGCCGCUUGCCGAUGCCUCCUGUCCGGACGCGUGUUGUGAAUUAAUAACCAAGACAGCCUCACCUGGAGCGCGCGCGUGUGUGCGCACUAAAGUGUGCGUUUCUCUGGAUCGGAUCAAGGAUCGAGGUGUUUUAACUGGCUUUGGUUCCGCACAUAUACACCUACACACAAACCGGGGGGAUUUGGGCACCGCAUGCCGGGGACAUGUGGAAGUUUGCCCCGCUUUAGCGCAGCCAAAGAGCCGGUCCGCCGCCUCGUCGACCUCCCCUCUGCCUGCCCAGUGGGGACCAAAUUCCCGGUUCACAGCCUUCAGGCAUCAAAACCUCUCCGAGGAGACCCAAAUGUAAAUUCAGAGCGAGAAAUUUCGGAAACACACGUCUGAAAAGGGGGGGGGGAGGACAACGAAACGGGGAGGACAGCAUCCCGUUCGCGCCGCAGAGUUUGGUGAGCUGCUUUCGGGGGAUAUCGUGGCUUUUAUUUUUUUCAACGCCCUUGUGUUUUCUCAGUUUUUUUUUUGUGGGUCUGACGUUGUGGCCCCCCACUUGCCGCAGUGAUGGUGGGAGCUCUGAGCCCCGCUGGCCCCGGCCGCUCCCCGGUGACCGCGCUGGGGCUGCUGGUGGCCGUUCUGCUAUCGGUCCUGUCCGGUGGAGCGGACGGACAGCCCUGCCCGGCACAGUGCUCCUGCACGGGGACUACAGUGGACUGUCACGGACAGGGGCUCCGCAGCGUGCCCAGGAACAUACCCCGCAACACGGAGAGACUGGAUCUGAAUGCAAACAACCUCACUAAAAUCACAAAGGCGGAUUUGGCAGGACUGAGGCAUCUGCGAGUGUUGCAGCUAAUGGAGAACAAAAUCACCACGAUUGAGAGAGGGGCCUUCCAGGACCUGAAGGAACUGGAGAGACUGCGCCUGAAUCGGAAUAAUCUGGCCGUCUUCCCCGAGCUGCUUUUCCUGGGAACGACAAAGCUUUACAGACUGGAUCUCAGCGAGAACCAGAUCCAGGGGGUCCCGAGGAAAGCCUUCAGGGGAGCCGUGGAGAUCAAGAACCUCCAGUUGGACUACAACCACAUCAGCUGCAUCGAAGACGGGGCUUUCCGAGCGCUGCGUGACCUGGAAGUGCUCACCCUCAACAACAACAACAUCAGCCGACUGUCCGUGGCCAGUUUCAACCACAUGCCCAAGCUCAGGACCUUCCGCCUGCACUCCAACAACCUGCAGUGUGACUGCCAAGUGGCCUGGCUGUCGGAGUGGCUGCGGCAGCGCCCCCGCCUGGGCCUCUACACGCAGUGCAUGGCCCCGCCGCACCUGCGGGGGCACAACGUGGCCGAGGUGCAGAAGAAGGAGUUCGCCUGCGCAGUUUACACACAGUUUAAAGAGGGCGAAACAUCAGAGAAAUGUGACAGACGUUGGCAGUGGGCAUCAAAGCUUCUUAUCGGGGAAUGUUCCCCAAAGCCGGAGGCCCCCAGGGACCGCGCAGCAGUCAACAAUACAGCAGAGAUAGCUCUGCGAUACGGGCCGACGUUAAUGCCGCCCCUUCAACGGUCUGUGUGUAUGUUUGGUUCCAGACGACUGGAGCAGAACGCCAUCAAGGUGAUCCCAGCCGGAGCCUUCUCUUCUUAUAAGAAGCUGCGCAGGAUAGACUUGAGCAACAACCAGAUAUCAGAGUUGGCCUCGGACGCCUUCCAAGGUCUGCGCUCCCUCAACUCCCUGGUGCUGUAUGGGAAUAAGAUCACUGAGAUUUCCAAGGCACUGUUUGAGGGACUGUUUUCUCUGCAGCUAUUGUUACUGAAUGCUAAUAAGAUAGCGUGCCUGCGUGUGGACGCAUUUCAGGACCUCCACAACCUCAAUCUGCUCUCACUCUAUGACAACAAGCUCCAGACCAUCGCCAAGGGGACCUUCUCGUCGCUUAGAGCCAUACAAACACUUCACUUAGCCCAAAACCCGUUCAUCUGCGACUGCCACCUGAAGUGGCUGGCAGACUACCUGCAGGACAAUCCCAUCGAGACGAGCGGCGCCCGCUGCACCAGCCCCCGGCGGCUCGCCAACAAACGCAUCGGACAGAUCAAGAGCAAGAAGUUUCGCUGCUCAGCUAGAGAACAGUAUUUCUUCCCAGGUACUGAGGAUUACCGCAGCAAGCUAGGAGGGGACUGCUUCGCCGACUUGGCCUGCCCGGAGAAGUGCCGCUGUGAGGGCACCACGGUCGACUGCUCCAACCAGAAACUCACCAAGAUACCAGACCACGUCCCCCAGUACACCGCCGAGCUGCGCCUGAACAACAAUGAAUUCACCGUGCUGGAGGCGACAGGGAUCUUCAAAAAGUUGCCUCAGCUAAGGAAGAUUAACCUGAGCAACAACCGCAUCACCGACAUAGAGGAGGGGUCGUUUGAGGGAGCCUCGGGGGUCAAUGAGUUGAUUCUCACCUCCAAUAGGCUGGAGAACAUUCACCACCUUAUGCUGAAGGGACUCAGCGGCCUGCGCACACUCAUGCUGAGGAGCAACCGUAUCAGCUGUGUGAGCAACAGCAGCUUCGUGGGUUUGAGUUCAGUGCGUCUCCUGUCGCUCUACGACAACCAGAUCACCUCCAUGAACCCCGGAGCCUUCGACACACUGCACUCCCUGUCCACGCUAAACCUUCUGGCCAAUCCCUUCAACUGUAACUGUCACCUGGCUUGGCUCGGCGAUUGGCUGAGGAGGAAACGCAUCGUCACCGGCAACCCUCGCUGCCAGAGUCCGUAUUUCUUGAAGGAGAUCCCCAUCCAGGACGUAGCUGUCCAGGACUUUGCCUGUGAAGAUGGUAAUGAUGACAACAGCUGCUCCCCGGUGCUGAGGUGUCCGGCCGAGUGUUCCUGUCUGGACACCGUGGUGCGCUGCAGCAACAAGGGCCUCAGCACGCUGCCCAAAGGCCUCCCCAAAGAGACCACCGAACUGUAUCUGGACGGUAACCACUUCACUCAGGUUCCCGCGGAGCUCUCCAAUUACAAACACUUAACGCUCAUUGAUUUGAGUAACAACCAGAUCAGCACGUUGUCCAACCACAGCCUCAGUAACAUGUCCGAGCUGCUUACUCUAAUCCUGAGCUACAACCGCCUGCGGUGCAUCCCAGUGAGGGCGUUCGAUGGACUCAAGUCUCUCCGUCUGCUGUCUCUCCACGGCAACGACAUAUCACUGAUACCAGAGGGAGCUUUCAAAGACCUGUCGUCGCUCUCCCAUCUGGCGCUGGGGGCCAACCCCCUGCACUGCGACUGCCACAUGCAGUGGCUGUCAGACUGGGUGAAGAGCGGCUACAAGGAGCCCGGCAUCGCCCGCUGCGCCGGGCCCGGCGACAUGACCGACAAACUGCUGCUCACCACGCCCUCCAAAAAGUUCACCUGCACAGGUCCGGUAGACGUGAGUAUCCAGGCGAAGUGCGAGCCCUGCCUGUCCAACCCCUGCAAGAACGACGGCACCUGCUCCAACGACCCGGUGCACUACUACCGCUGCACCUGCCCCUACGGGUUCAAGGGACAGAACUGCGAGGAGCCCAUUCAUGCCUGUAUCGCUAACCCGUGCCAGAAUGGUGGCAUUUGCCACCUGAAGGAAGGAGAAGGAAGCAACUUUUGGUGUGUGUGUCCGGAGGGCUUCGAGGGCGACUCAUGCGAGAUCAACUUCGAUGACUGUGAGGACAACGACUGCGAGAACAACUCCACCUGCGUCGACGGAAUCAACAACUACACGUGCAUGUGCUCCCCAGAAUACACAGGGGAGCUUUGUGAAGAGAAACUGGAUUUCUGCGCUCCAGAGCUGAACCCAUGUCAACACGACUCAAAGUGCAUUUUGACCCCUCAGGGAUACAAGUGCGAGUGCACUCCAGGCUACGUGGGUGAGCACUGUGAUCUGGACUACGACGACUGCGAGGAGAACAAGUGUCAGAACGGAGGCCAGUGCAUUGACGCGGUGAACGGGUACACCUGCGUCUGUCCAGAGGGAUACAGCGGGUUAUUCUGCAAGUUCUCUCCCCCGAUGGUCCUUCCUCGCACCAGCCAGUGUGACAACCACGAGUGCCUGAACGAGGCGCAGUGCGUUGUCAUGGGAGCAGACCCGCGCUGCCAGUGCCUCCACGGCUACGAGGGCGAGCGCUGCGAGACGCUCGUCAGCGUCAACUUCGUCAACCGAGAGUCCUACCUGCAACUCCCCUCCAGUCUCCUCUCGCCAGAGACCAACAUCAGCCUGCAGAUUGCCACAGACGAGGACAGUGGCGUGCUGCUGUACAAAGGGGACAACGAUCACAUCGCCAUGGAGCUGUACAGGGGACGCCUCAGGGUCAGCUACGAAACCGGAUCCUACCCUCCCUCUGCUAUAUACAGCGUGGAGACAGUGAAUGAUGGCAGCUUCCACGCUGUGGAGUUGGUCGCAUCGGAACAGACUUUGUCUCUGUCCAUCGACGGCGGGCCACCCAAAUCCAUCAACUCCAUCAGCAAAGAGUCCACACUCAACAUAGACUCUCCGCUGUACCUGGGAGGUAUGCCAGAACGUGCCUCGGCCUCCGGGGGCCUCUCGUCCCUGCAGCAUAGCUCGGGCGGACGCAACGGCACCAGCUUCCACGGCUGCCUCCGUAACCUGUACAUCAACGGGAAGCUGCAGGACCUGGGGGCCGGAGUGGGGGCAGGGGCUCCGGGCCCCGGGGCCGCACUGGGCGACGCCAGACAGUGGCUGGGCCACGGGGUGGAGGCGGGCUGCCAGCCCUGCCAAAGGGGCGCCUGCGUCCAGGGAGACUGCCACCCGACCGGGCAUCGCGGCUUCACCUGCACCUGCAACCCGGGCUGGACGGGAACGGUGUGCGACCAGCAGGUCAACAACCCCUGCGACGGCAACAAGUGUAUCCACGGCACCUGCCUCCCGAUCAACUCCUACUCCUACUCCUGCCGCUGCCAGCCCGGCUUCGCUGGCGUCCUGUGCGACGAGCAGGACCAGGACGCAGCCAACACCUGCAGUCCGUCCCGAUGCAAACACGGCAAAUGCAGAGUGUCGGGCCUGGGCAAGGCGUACUGCGAGUGUAACGGCGGGUACACAGGAGAGGCGUGCGACAAAGAGGUGGCCUGCCGAGGGGAACGGGUCCGAGAUGUCUACCAGAGGCAGCAAGGCUACGCGGCGUGCCAAACCCAGGAGAAGGUCUCCCGCCUAGAGUGCCGGGGCAGCUGCGCGGGGGGAGCAGACGGACAGGGCACCUGCUGCACCCCCCUCCGCAGCAAACGCAGGAAAUACACCUUCCAGUGCACCGACGGCUCGUCUUUUGUCCAGGAAGUGGAGAAAGUGGUCAAGUGUGGCUGUACAAAGUGUUCCUCGUAAAAAAAAGAGCGAUUCUCCCCCCUCCAGAUUUAUAUUCUUGCCCGCCUUACUGGAUGUCCAAGGUCCCGAUUCCUUCCUGAGAAAAACCCUUCACCUUCCACGGUCCCCUCCCCCCAACCAUCCCUGUUUUUUGUUUGUUUUUUUAAACCCUUAAAAAAAAAAGGCAAAAAAAAAAAAAAGAGAAACAACUAAAAAAGAAUUUUGUUUCUUUGUCAGUGCUGGACUGAUGAUUGAUGCUUCCUCGGUGGGGAUGUUGAAUUGUAUUGUAAAGUACAAAAACAGACUUAUUUUUUAUUAUGAAGUGGAGAAAAAGACAAAAAAAAGACAAAAAAACACACAAGAGUUGACUUUUUCCUUACUUCUUUUUCUUUGGUCGUGACGACUCUGACGGCGUGCCACGCUUGUCUCUUCCCCCGGGAUGGCCGACCGCCUCCCCAUAGACUUCCUGCUUCCCGUCUGUGAGUUGUGUGUUUUUAGGAGUAACCUUAAUUGGUAGUACCACGGACUCACCGCUAGGAGGAGCUGCAUUGAGAGCACGGGAGACGGCGGGCAGCGAUAACCCCCCCCCCCCCCCCUACAACACGAGGAACCACCACUGUAGACCCCCAGAACCCUCGGAGACUGUGUGCACGAUCCCACACACAGCUGUGGUCAAACUCCUGUUAUUUCUUACAGCUACUGAACAACACACACACACACACACACAAGUGCUCUCACAUGUAGAAGAGUUACACAUAAUACCUGCCAGGUUGGAUACAGUACACUCUGUUUAUCUACCCCCCCUCCCCAGUCAUGAAUGACAAGUAUUUAUUGUAUCAUAAAUACCUGUACUUAUUCAGUAGAUCCCAUAUGUAUCAAUCUGAUUCUUUUAAUAUAUAUUAAUUUAUAUUUGUCCUUAUUUUUGUAUUAAAAAAAGACAUAAUCUGUCAAGAUAGCUGAACUAACAAAAUGGUGUUCUUUAUUUUGGUUUAAGAGAAUUUUGUUUUUUUUGGAUCACUGAAACUAUUGUGCUUGCCAGAGAUCUUAGUUACAUUUUAAUCUGCAAAUGUGACGUGAAGACAUUGUAUAUUUUUUUGUCGCGUUUCCUGAGAGUUUGUACUGUGCCAUUGCCAGAAGGUCUUUAUAUUAGAGUAUAAAUGUAUAGAUCAUUUUCUUCCCUACCUAUGUAUUUCACACACACAAUCUCGUGAGUAGCAUUGACCCUAGGGGAUGCUUAGGAACUGUUUUUACCUUUUUAACAAAUUUAUGCUUAAAGAAUACUGUGACUUUUUCUAAAUGAAACUACUUUGUUAGCCCCUCCCCCACCCCCCCGGUCUCCGAUGUUAACAUGUUGCUGCUAAGUUUUUGUACCGUAGACUUGGAUCCUGAUCUGUAUGUUAUAUAGAACUUCCUGCUCCUACUGUACGGGGGCACCUUGUGUAACAGAUAAAUACGUCCCCGUCCCCCUCUACACAUGUGCAUUGUGCUUUAUAUUCCCCUCUUCUCCAUCCCCAGACUAAUGUCAGUUCCCUGACUGAUGUUUGUUUAUUAAACACAAUAUUUACCUCACACCUUCGCCUUUUCUUUUUUGAUGAUCGAAGAGGUCCAAGUUGGAAACGUUCCCCUUCGAUACGUCUUCAUCAACACACGCAACUCUUCUCUCUCAACAAAUUAACCUUCCCCGAUCUCAUAUGCUCCUCCACUUUCCGUUAGAGGAAUUUUGGAGCAUGCACAUAACUGUGAAACCAGUUUAGUCCCACUAUACUAAAUGCUAAGCCGGUUACGGUUUCUCAUUGCCAACAAAACCAAUGAAAAGAGUCAAAAUAACAAUGCCCCCCCCUGCCCAUUAUCUGCUGUCUGUGUAGCCAAAGCGUGAUAUAGUUUAUUCCUCCGUGUGCCGGAACCUUCAUUGUUGUCCCAAUACUAUUAUAAACACAUCAAUAAGGUUGACCGUAUUUGUUCGAGGUAAUCCCACACAGACCGAUUUGCUGCUGUAAAUACUAGCAUAGUUAGCGUACCAAAUGCGAAUUCAUCCGCAGCUGUAAAUAGUCCCCAAGAAAUGCACUAUUUGGUCCUGUUUUAGUCACAUAUCCUGAAAACAAAUUUUGUUAUUUUAUUUAAUGUCAUUUUAUUGUGAUUUGUUUGUAAAUAUUUUUUUCCUUAUUCAUAAAUACACUGCAUAUUUGUGCAUGAACAAAUCAGCUUGAUAGACAAGGUAGGAAAGUCGGAAGUAUUGUGGGAUGGACCAACGCAUUUGUCGUCUAUUCAUGGGAUUUGUUAACAAAAGAAAUGCCAGCCCCAUCAUAUAAUGUUUUUGUAUUAGAGGUAACAGGAGAUUAAUGUGUGUUUACGCUCAAUGUCUUAAAAAAACUAUACUUACGUUGUUUUAGUCGAAAUUCUAAGAAUGUACUAUUUUUUAAGUUAGACUCACAGAGGAGACAAAGACACACUAAACUGAAAACACUGGAUACAUCUUUCCCUCAGUAGCAGCAGGCUUCAGCUAGCGGCUAACGAUGACAACAACUUCCUUCAACGUGGAUGACUAACCAGAGAAUACAUACAUUGUUGGAGUUAUUAGUUUUAUAAAGUCUCUAAAAACACGAUGGAUUACUGAGCGUCUCAAAAAGGACCGCACCGCCGGAGCCCUCGUUGGAACGCUACAGCAGUGACGGAGCGGAGGCCAUUUUGAGUUUCUAAACUGCAGCAUUCCAAAUUGAUUUAAAAACAAGUAGUAAUUGGAGUACUUUGAUGUCACAUGCGACAGAAGGGUUUGGGUUUGUCACCCACCUGUACUACGGCCUCUCACUGCCGUCAAGACAGCCUCCAUUUUUUUUUUAAACACGGUGAAGCUAGUUUGUUUUGUUUUUAAGAGCCGACUUCAAAAUAAAUGCCACAUUCUGGUGAAUGCCAUAGUCAAUUUCCCAUUCAUUCAAUAAGUCAGUCAGUCCGUCGAUAAAAAAAUAAACACAUAAAUUAAUUAAUU